This is a messenger RNA of Argiope bruennichi, 1815 nucleotides long. Its product is annotated as histone-lysine N-methyltransferase SUV39H2-like. The record is from RefSeq and is a predicted model, not a curated record. Lineage: Eukaryota; Metazoa; Arthropoda; Arachnida; Araneae; Araneidae. The coding region runs from base 354 to 1763 and encodes 469 amino acids. Gene Ontology annotation, cellular component: nucleus. The transcript has a single exon. Gene Ontology annotation, molecular function: histone H3K9 methyltransferase activity; zinc ion binding; protein binding.
UAAAUAUUAGUAAUUAUUAUUACUAAUUUAAUUUUUUAUAAUAGGAGUUUCGGCAGCUCGUUAAUAAUAACUAUUAACCCUUCGACAGCUAAGCAGCGUUUUUUAUCCUAUUCUUCCCAUGAUUACAAUCAAUUUUUUGUGAUACUGUUUUGUUUAGUGUUCAUUCAAGACAUUCCGUUUCAUAUCUAUUUCAUUAUAUUUUUGUAUUUCUUACCAGAUAGAUUUUCUAUCCAAAAAACAGUAAUCCAAAUAAUUAGCGGACUUGUAUUUUUUUAUUCUAAUUAUUUCUAUUAAAUUAUUAUCUCAGAAUAAAUAUUUGAGAUUGUCCUAAAGUUGGAUGGAAUUGAUCAGUCAUGUCGUUGAAAGAAGAUAUUUUUAAUGUUCUUGAUAAUAAACCGAAUAUUUCAAAUCUUCAAAAAUUUAUUAGAAAUGUUAAUGUAAAAUGUUUGCAAACUCUGGAAGACUUGAAAAAAACAUGUGAUAAGUUGGGUAUAAAAUUUGUUGGUUAUUCCAAAGACAUGUUUAAAGUUGAUCUUAUUUUAGAUGAUGAGGUUAUACAAAAUCAAAAGUUUUAUUUUGUUAAAUGGCGAGGGCAUAGUAAUAAAUAUAAUUCUUGGGAGCCUGCCAGCCGAUUAACUGACUCUGAAGACUUACUUUCUUAUUAUUCUUAUUUAAAUAGUCCACCUGCAGUAUUAUCUGAAGAAAUUAUUUUAUAUUUCAUUAAGGAUUUAAUGAUUCGUGAACCAUAUGAUAUUUUAACUAUUACCAAACUUUAUGCAUUGAUUUAUGGAUUUGAUGAAGAAUACAUUGAUAGUUUAGGUUUAACUUUUGCUGAUCUUAAAAGAAAAAUUUUGAAAGAUUUUACUAAUUCUGUGAACAAAUUGUGUGAAAUCAAAGAUGAAUUAUUAUAUGUGAUGAAAUUUUCUGAAAAAAGAAAAGCUGUUCUAUCAAGACUGAAAGAAUGGGAAAUUGAAAUAAACUCUAAUUCUUCAGUGCAUGUGAAGGUUGAAAAUAAUGUUGAUCUCACUGGACCUCCUGGCAAUUUCCAAUUCAUCAAUAAUUAUAUUAGUACUUGUGUUGACCUGACUGAGAAUCCUGUUGUAUUUUGCUCUUGUGUUGAUUGCUAUGAAAAUCAAAUGGAAUGUUGCUCUUAUAAUUUAGAUGGCAAUUUUGCUUAUAAUAAGAAACAGUGCCUUCAACUUCCUACAGGUCAUCCAAUUUAUGAAUGUAACAAACUAUGUAAGUGUGAUAAAAAUUGUAUAAAUAGAGUUGUUCAACAUGGUCCAAAAGUCAAAGUAGCAAUUUUUAGAACUAAAAAUGGAUGUGGUUGGGGUCUAAAAACCUUAGAAUUCAUACAGAAAGGUCAAUUUGUAUUGGAAUAUCUUGGCGAAAUUAUUACAUCUGAGCAAGCUGAACAAAGAGGAGAAGUGUAUUUUCAUCUUGGUAGAACUUAUUUGUUUGAUAUGGGCUUUGAGGGAGAUUGUUAUUAUACUAUUGAUGCCAUGCUUUUUGGAAAUGCUUCACAUUUUAUAAAUCAUUCCUGUAAUCCAAAUUUGGCUACAUACUCUGUAUGGAUUAAUCAACAAGAUCCCAAGUUACCUAGAAUAGCAUUGUUUGCAAAGAAAAAGAUUCAGCCUGGAGAAGAAUUGACAUUUGAUUAUAAAAUAAUGGUUACUCCUUGUGAAUAUGAUGUGUAUGUUCCUAAAGAGGACCUAAUACUUUGCAAAUGUAAUUCUAAGAAUUGCAGAAAGUAUUUAUCAUAACAUUACAUAUGUAAAUGCAAUGAUAAUUGUAUUAACAAAGUCAUUCAACAUA